CUUAAUAAACAAUGCCAAAAAGUCAGCUCACAUGAAAAAACAAGAUGCGAGCAACAAGAAAAAAACAAAAAAGGAUGAUGCUCCAAAGAAAAUGUGCGAAAAGGAAGCCGCACAGAAAACGCGUAAAGAAGCGGCUCCCAAGAAAAAUAAAGAACAGAAAAAUAAAGAAGAGGAUGCAGUAAGGAAAGAAGCUGAAGAGGCUCUUAAAAAAGAAGAGGCGGCUCUAAAGAAUAAGUGUGAGGAGGCGGCAAGAAGGAGAAAGCAGGAAGAGGAAGCGCUUAAUAAACUGAAAGAAGAAGAGGCUAAUAAAAGAAAGCAGAAGAAGCAGCUUUCAGGAAAAAGCAAGAAGAUGAAGCUCUUAAAAAAAAGACAGAAGAAGAUGCCCAAAGUUAAGAAAAAGUGCAUGGAAGAGGCCCUUAAGAAACAAUGUGAAGAGGAGGCCCUUAGGAAAAAUGUUGAGGAGGAGGCUUUACGCAAAAAGUGUAAAGAGGCGGCCUAA
Messenger RNA from Drosophila virilis, 499 nucleotides. The record is from RefSeq and is a predicted model, not a curated record. NCBI's taxonomy places the organism in Eukaryota, Metazoa, Arthropoda, Insecta, Diptera, Drosophilidae.